Molecule: messenger RNA, 1299 nt
Organism: Nelumbo nucifera (sacred lotus)
Lineage: Eukaryota; Viridiplantae; Streptophyta; Magnoliopsida; Proteales; Nelumbonaceae
Product: strigolactones hydrolase CXE15-like
Molecular function (GO): hydrolase activity
Source: RefSeq, a predicted model, not a curated record
AGGCGCAAUAGCUGCAUAUUGUCACCUCCCCCAACCCCAAAACCCAGACCAUGGUGUGCGAGAAGAAGCUAAUCGACGAGGUCGCCUGCUGGCUCAAGGUGUUCGACGAUGGCUCCGUCGACCGUACAUGGAACGGACGCCCUGAGGCUGAGUUCAUAGCCAAGCCAGUCCACCCUCAUGAACAUUUCAUUGAUGGGGUUGCAGUCCUCGACGUGAAAAUCAGCACAGAAACUAACCUUUCUCUCCGGAUCUACAAACCAGAGAGAAAUUUGGACGACGAGAAGAAGAUCCCAGUCAUCCUUCAUUUCCAUGGGGGUGGCUUUUGUAUCAGUGAGCCAGAAUGGUACUUCUACUACCAAUUUUACACCCGGAUCGUGCGCACUGCAAGAUCCAUCUGUGUCUCUGUGAAGAUGAGACGCGCCCCGGAGCACAGGCUCCCGGCAGCCAUUGAUGAUUGUUUCUCCGCCCUCCUGUGGCUUAGAGAUGUGGCUCGUGGUAAGGUGUCGUCUGAUCAGCCUUGGCUCGAAGUGGAAGCAGAUUUCAAGAGAGUCUUUCUGAUGGGAGACAGCUCCGGGGGGAACCUCGUGCACGAGGUGGCUGCUCGGACGGGCACCGAGGAGCUCGAUCCAAUGAGACUAGCUGGCGGAAUACCCAUACACCCAGGUUUCGUCCGAGCGGAGCGUAGCAGGUCGGAGCUGGAAAACAAGUCUGACUCUGCAUUCUUGACGCUGGAAAUGGUGGAUAAACUCUUGGCUUAUGCAUUACCUCUUGGUAGCACCAAGGAUCACCCAAUUACAUGUCCGAUGGGGCCUGAAGCUCCGCCCCUUGCAGGGCUGAAUCUGCCGCCGUUCCUCCUGGUGGUGGCUGAGAACGACUUAAUUAGGGACACCCAGCUCGAGUACUACCAAGCGAUGAAGAAGGCCGGCAAGGAUAUAGAGCUGAUGAUGAAUCCAGGGAUGGCCCAUUGCUUCUACCUAAACAAGAUUGCCACCGACAUGGACCCAAGGACGGCUCUGCAGACAGAUCGUCUUCUCCAAACGAUUACCGACUUCAUCAAGAGACACUAAAAGUUAAUUUCUGAUCUACAAAGCAACUUGCCUUGGAUCCACGUAGGAACAUCUUUUGUUCGAAUUAAUGUCUAAUUAUGUAAGUGGAGGUGGAGCUUUUGUUGGAAGAGGAAUAGAGUACUGAUAUGGAUAAUGCUGUUCUGUUGAGAGAGAGAAAGAGAGAGAGAGAGAGAGAGGUCCGCUGUAACUGCGUUGAGAGUAUAAAUGACUAAUAGUGAUUUCUUAUUUACAA